Messenger RNA from Geodia barretti, 348 nucleotides. Lineage: Eukaryota; Metazoa; Porifera; Demospongiae; Tetractinellida; Geodiidae. The record is from the annotation of a GenBank genome assembly.
AUGCGCGAGGGCAUUCACCGCGCCAUCAGGCUGGGCGAGCAUGAGUCGUUUAAGGACAUCAUCGAGGAGCGAAUCGAGCCGACUGACUCGGAGCUUGCGUCGGACGACGCGCUGGAUGACUGGAUGAUGCGCGAUGCGACGACGGGGCAUCACAUCUCAUGCACCUGCAAGAUGGGACCGGCGUCCGAUCCGAUGGCGGUGGUUGACCAGCACGGGCGCGUGCAUGGCAUGGAGGGCUUGCGCGUAGCGGACGCCUCGGUGAUGCCGGACUGCAUCCGCGCGAACACGAAUGUGACGACGAUGAUGAUUGGCGAGCGUAUGGCGGACUUCAUCGCGGGGAGGGUGUAG